CUCAAUCGCCAUCGCCACCCGCUCCCUGAUCCCAUAGACUUUCGUCCCGUCCCGCCCUAGUGCGGCCGUUGCUGGAGGCUGACGAGCCCACCAUCACUUUAACGCUCUCUCGGGGCGACCGAACCUUGAUCGCGCCACCUAUCGCGCCACCCCACGAUGUCGUCAAAGAAGACCGACUACACCACUUACUGCGAGGACGCCGAGGAGGAUUCUGGUAGUUCAGUCGAGGGCAUUGAAAGCACCCGCAUCUACGCCAGGUCCGAAGUCCAAGCGAACCCUUACAAGGAGCGCCCCAACACGGGUAAGUCCCGUGGUGCCGACAAGCGCUCUUCCAACCGAAAGUCCGACUCCUCUAACACCCUCACCGACUCCGACUCUACGCCCCGCUCUUCCAAACGUGAGCGUGACGCCCGACGAGAAUACGAACGUGAACAGCGAGAGAAGGACCGCCGCCGCAAGGAGCGGAAACAGAAGGAAGCCGCCGAGCAGAUGCAGCGCAAGGCCCGUUCCGAGGCCAAGGCGGCGGCCAAAGAGCGUGAGGCAAAGCCCGCGCGAAAGCCCCGACCUACGUCCCUCACCCAGUCCAGAACCGACCCCAUUGUUCAGCAGUAUCGACGGGGUCACGUCGAAGACCCUUCUUGUUAUGGCGUCCAGCAGCCCGCAGCCUCGGGCAUGCGUCCUCGUGCCCAAACACGCCCCAACAGCUACUACCCAAGCCAGGGCCCUCCCCCCUCAAUGGCCCCGUCCGGUUGGCACCCAGCCCAUGCCGGCCAGCAGCCUUCAGGAUACCCCGUUGGCUCCUUCCCACCACCUCCUCCCCUGUACGGAGGAGGCCCAUCGCCGUCCAUGAUCGGGGUUCCAGCAUCACCUGCACGUCAUUCCCAAGGGUUCUUCGACAUGACCAUGCAAAACCAGACGGCUCACCUGAAGAACCGAUUUGAGCGACCCGCCUCUGCCAUGGGUUUCCAGCAGCAGCAGCAACAACAGCAACAACAACAGCGGCAAGCUCAUGCCCAAGCCGCGGUGGCUUACGGUUAUGGCCCCGGGGGUUACGAGGAAGAACCUGACCCUCGUGUCUCCCGGCGUCCUUCCCGAUCCAAGAAGCAGACUGACGACGAUCGGAAACGAAUGCCCCCCCCCGAUUUCAUUCCUCGACCUCAGUCGGCACUGCCUGCUGGCACGCCCUUCCGCCCACCACCAGCUCAGAAGCCAGCAACUCGACAGAAGUCUCGACCCCCAACCACUCGUCGGGGCGUCGGCUUCGCUGAUCAACAGCGAGGCUACGAAGACGACGAUUUGCUAGGCAACGAGGAGUACUUCACUGAUGUCUCCCCAGAGUCCAACACCUAUGACCGUCGCACAGUCUUGGCCCGCACUCGGCGAGGAUCUGUCGCCUACGAGCAACAGGGACUCGAGAUCAUGCCAGCUUCGCGUAGCCGAAGGGACUCGUUCUAUGGACGUGACCUCGCCCUAGGUGGUGGUGGCGUCAGCUUGGAUGAUGACGAGGACAAGUACCUCACUGCGCUUGCUUACCAGGACGACGUGAACGGUGGUACCCCGUUGGCAUUGACUGCUGAGGCUUUACGCAAGGCUAGCCACCGCGCUGGAGGCGGCAGCAGCCGAUCGACCCGCAGCAGCGACAGCCGUGAUGAGAGCGAGUAUAAGCGAAGCAACACUACCGGCAUCACUCGAUCAUCAUCCAGCGACAAUGACAACGUCACCAUCAAGGUCUCCGGCUCAGCCGUUGUCCGAGUACAGGGUGCCGAGAUCGAAUGUGGCGACGGAGGCGAGAUCACCUUCAGCGCCCCGAGCGGCUCUCGUAUUGGCAGCGGCAGUGACAGGGCCAGCACCGUCUACCAGAUUGAAGAUGGUCGAAGUCGAGUGGAGCGUAAGGCAUUGGCUCAUCGGAUUCGAGCUCCCAGCCAGUCUGACUCGCAGAGCCGAGGCUAUGCCCAGAGCUAUGCUCCCUACGAUCCCCAUUUUCUCCUCGACGACUAUUGAUGACGAUUUCUUUAUGAGAGAUGACAAAGUUGAUGAUUAGCGUGCGAUUUGUUGAUUUUAUUUAUUUCUUAUUUUCUCUUUCCUUGCCUCCUGUUCUUUGAUGGAAGCGAGCGGCACGCAUUGUCCUCCUGAAUCUUUGAUCAAAAUUGGACAUGGCAGGUGCAUUUGAUUGGACAAUUUUUUGUCGUUUACAUCAUGCUUGCAAGUUAUGGUUUCCAAUUUGCAUGGAAUUUCUUGUAU
Ilyonectria robusta is the source of this 2241-nucleotide messenger RNA. RefSeq lists its product as uncharacterized. Lineage: Eukaryota; Fungi; Ascomycota; Sordariomycetes; Hypocreales; Nectriaceae. The record is from RefSeq and is a predicted model, not a curated record. The transcript has a single exon. The coding region runs from base 157 to 2001 and encodes 614 amino acids.